Ooceraea biroi (clonal raider ant) is the source of this 3415-nucleotide messenger RNA. RefSeq names its product carcinine transporter. The record is from RefSeq and is a predicted model, not a curated record. Gene Ontology annotation, molecular function: transmembrane transporter activity. Gene Ontology annotation, biological process: transmembrane transport. Gene Ontology annotation, cellular component: membrane. Lineage: Eukaryota; Metazoa; Arthropoda; Insecta; Hymenoptera; Formicidae.
UGCGUGCCGCAAAUAUCGUCAUGGGUUCAACAAGCAAAUCACGUAAGAAAGUGGUGACAAUCGGUUGCGUGAGUGAUUGAACCGGAUAGCUGCUUCUAUUUGUAAAACAUUUUCAUGAAAAGUAAUUAAGAUAACUGUGCUAUCGCAAUAUUUCGCCGGUAGUUAUUUAAGUUUAAAAAGAUUGUAAAAUGAUGAUUGGCAUUGACUUGACAUUCGUGAUAAUCUCAGAAAUUAUAUAUAUUUGAACAGUGUUAUAAUAAUCUUUGAUCAUAUAUGUAUAUUGUGUGUGUGUGUGUGUGUGUGUGUGUGUGUGUGUGUGUGUGUGUGUGUGUGUGUAGCUGACUCGAAAUUUUCGAUCGAAGAGUCUUAUAGUGUUGUGUGAAUAAUUUAGUAUGCGCUUGCGUGUACAUCGCGAAGAUCGAUGAUGUGUCAAUUUUUUUGCAUUAUCAAGUACACGAAUAGCAAAUUUGCAUAUAAUUUCGUGGUGGCGAGAACUUUGUGUACUUUGGUAGCUGACUCCUCUUACGAAUGGAAUUUUUAUGUUGCACAAUUGAAGAAAAAGGUAAGCUAAAAAUCGUAAUAAAAUGUAAAAGACUAUUUUAAAAGAUCUUUUUACAACAUACGAAAUUUUUAUUCCCCAAACGUGUCGAACCAAAUUCUUUUAUCACGUUACUCUGUCAAAAUUUAGUAACAUUUUUAAAAAUAUUUUAGAGAAUUAUCUUUUGUGAUGCCUGGUUUACAAAUCUUUUAGGGAAAAUUUGCAUAUCUACCCAUCUUGUAAAUUUUCACAGAUCUCAUGCAAAACUGAUAAUUUAUCAUGCAAAAAUGCAGGAAAGCAUUUCGCGAACAUAUUGCAAAUAUUGCGAAAAAAUCAUAUUUCAUUCAGAUCAUUACCUCGGAGUGUUAUUUUGAGAAAACUCUCCGCAUCCUCUGCCGAACUUGAAUAUUAUUUUUUUUCUUCAAGACAGAGUAUGCGUGUCUUACCGCGACAGGUUGAUGAUCUUCGCCGAUGUUUUAUAGCCGUAGUCUUCCUCUUGGGUUUCAUCUCGCGUUUGCAAUUCUCGCUACGUUGAUAGUCGCAACGUUACAGAAAUAUAUCAUGUUUCGUGACGAGCUCGUAUAUCAACGGUGGUCAAUCGGGUUUCUUCUUCACAUAGCGAGUUGCGUUUCGCGACGGAACAUCAUCAUUGUCGUCAAUCGACUCUAUCGAUUCGUCGAUCGUAGAUUCCGCCACAGGUGGUACUAGACAUUCGAUGUUAAACCAUUAUUUGCUGAAACGGUUCAUUUACGACAGAUGUACCAUCAGUAUUUAUAAUUAAAAUCUCAAAGUGUAAUUUUUUCAACCUAUCUUUAUUGGUGCUUGUGCUCUUUUCUUUUCAAAGUCUUCUUUAGCGUGGGGCAUUACGUACGUAGAUCCUAAACUUGUUGACGUUCCUGCGUCUGUGUAAAACAGUGAUAGCAAUUACACACCGAGUAUAUCAAAGUGUAGAAUUACUGGAACAGAGAAAUAAGAAUAAUGAUGAAGAAUGCAAACGGCAUGAAGAACCCCAUAGAUGGCACAGAUCCGAGCGAGACCACGACAUUAAGAUCAAAGUUGGAGACUUUCGACGAUAUUCUGCCGUACGUCGGCGACUUUGGCAGAUACCAGUGGCUACUUCUGCUGAGCUUACUUCCUUACAGCGUCGCAUAUGCCACCCUAUACUUUUCGCAGUUUUUUCUCACCCUGGUACCGCAGGAGCACUGGUGCAGAAUAGAAGACCUGGUCUCCUUGAACCUCACGCAGGAAGAGCGAGUGAGGAUCAGCAUACCAAAGUCCCAGGAUUAUCCGUAUUACGACCGUUGCCAUCGAAAGGAUCUGGAUUUUUCCGCUCUCCUGAAUCAUAGGAAAGACACUCGCUCGAUUGAAUGGAGGACGAAUCAGACCGUGGACUGCAAUCGAUGGGAAUACAAUUUCACGCAGAUUCCGUAUGCCAGCAUAGCGGCUGAGCUAGAUUGGGUAUGCGACCAGGAGUAUCUCAUUUCGACGGCACAGUCCAUCUUCUUUUGCGGCUCGAUCGUCGGCGGUUUCCUCUUUGGAUGGAUCGCCGAUCACAAAGGCCGGAUUCCCGCCCUGAUGCUUUGCAACAGCGUUGCGCUUUUGGCCUCGAUCGCGACCGCGAGCGCAAACACCUUCUGGUCAUUCGGCGUCUGCAGAUUUCUCACCGGCUUGGCUUUCGACAAUUGCAUCAACAUCCCGCUGAUUAUAGUGGUCGAGUACAUGGCCGUGAACAGACGGACGCUGGUUGUUAAUGUCGCUUUUGGUAUAUACUUUGCUGUCGGAAGCACGGUCCUGCCAUGGAUCGCGUACUAUAUCGCAAACUGGAGAUUCUUCGCUUAUGUUACCGCGAUCCCGAUGAUGAGCGUCUUUAUCACUCCCUGGAUCCUUCCUGAAAGUGCUCGAUGGUUCGUCGCCAACGGCAGGAUAGACAAAGUGGUGCAAAAGUUGCUGCAGAUAGCAAGGGUCAACAGGAAGAGCCUCGACCCAGCCGUCUACGAAGUCUUCGUCAGGAACUUGACUGCAUCCGAUACUCGUACGGAAAGCGCGACCAUUUUCGAUCUUCUGAAAUCGCCACGUUUAGCGAAGAACGCUGUCUUGCUAAUCUUUUUCUGGUCCUUGACGAUGAUAGCCUUUGACGGCCACGUGUACUCCCUCAAGCUGAUUCCAAGUUCGGUGUUUGUGUCCUUCUCCGUCGCCUGCGCGACCGAGCUGCCGGCCGGACUAUUGCUGACGUUGCUGCUGGAUCGCUGGGGUCGCAGAUUUUGCGGAUUUAUCACUCUGGCCAUGACUUGCCUCUUCAGCUUUGCCGAACUGCUGUUGCAGUCGAUUGUAGCGAAACUGAUAAUGUCAGUGUUGUCGCGAUUUUGCCUAAAUAUGGCAGCCAACGUGGGUCUUCAGUACGCCGCCGAGCUGCUGCCGACGCCUAUCAGAACGCAGGGCGUUUCGUUGAUCCACAUUUUUGGUAUAAUUGCUCAUUCCCUCGCGCCAUACGUGGUAGACACGGCCAAGAUCUGGGAGGGAUUACCGAUGAUGAUCAUCGGCGUCGUGUCCUUUUUAGCCGCCACCCUCAUAUUAUUCCUACCGGAAACGCUUGGUCGCGAUCUACCGCAAACCCUGCGUCAGGGCGAGGACUUUGGUAAAGAUCAGAGUUUCUGGACGCUGCCUUGCUGCGAGGGAUCGCGCUCGGAUCGACAUCGGCAUUAUCGUCCAAGCGAGAUAUAGUCUUUUCAAUUUUAUUACGAUUCUCGGUACAACGACCGGGAGAAUGUAGUUAAGAAAUUUUUACGUGUCUCGCAGUGACACAACAUAUAAUCUGCAACGAAACUACUAUCUGUUUUGUGCCAACGAAUAAAGUUUCUAGAUUAGAUUAAAGAUUAA